UCACCAGAGGAGUUUGCAGCACCAGAGGAGUUUGCAGUUUGCAGCAGAGGUUUCUAAGGAUAUUCUGCAUCUUAAUGGGGAAAAUACUCCACUAUGGUUUUACAGUAGUAUGUCUGUUUGCAUAUUUUUAUGGAAUAACUGGUCAAACAUGUGAAGGAAAGUGUGGCCAAAAACUGGACAUAUGUUCCUGCCAUGUUACGUGUAUUUCCUUAGAAAACUGCUGUGACAACUUUAAGGAGUUCUGUGUUGACAUUUCUCCAUACUCUGGAUCUAUAUUUGGUGGAAUAGAUGUUGUGGUCCUCAAUGCAACUUUCAAUCAAAGUUCCAGUGUAACCUGUCGGUUUAAUGAAGAGAUUGUGACUGAGGGCUAUGUGGAUGCAGAGAGUCGUGGCCACUGCAUAACGCCUCUUCUCUACGAGACAGGAUGGAUUCCCUUUGAGAUCUCCACUGAUGGCACAACAUACAACCGUCAGGGAUCCUGGCUCUCAGUUCAUCCAGGGAAACUGAACCCACGCUUCAAGGUGACGCUGGUGAAUUCUUCCCACUGGCAGUACUACGGCACGCCCAACGUGGGAGGAGCCCUUCGCAUGACGUGGAACACCUCGUUGGUCAGGGCUGAGAAUGUCAAUAUAGAACUGUGGGGCUACAGGGAGGAAGGAGAGCCUUAUUCAGCAUCCUGGACAGCUGAAUGGAAGUACCUAUAUUCUCUGGCCAGAGGACACCCCAACAAUGGCACCUUCAGCUUUGUUCCCAGUGUGGCAGAGGCGCCCUUCUUAACCUGGGAGCUGGGGUGCCUGCGGGUCAGCCCUAGCUCUUACACUGACGGAAAACGUGAUGUUCAUGCCGUCUGGAGUGAAGACCAUGCCCUGGCAUGGCACCUGGAGGAGAAGUUCAGAGAAGACUCUGCAGCGUGGGCAUUGGAUAAGUGCCAGAAGUGGGACCUGCUGGAGAAAAGCUGGCCCAAUUUCCUGGAGGAGACCAUCGACUGUCCAUGUACUCUGGCCCAAGCAAGAGCAGACACUGGCAGGUUUCAUACUGACUAUGGAUGUGACAUAGAGAAGGGCAGUGUUUGCACAUAUCAUCCAGGCAGUGUCCACUGUGUAAGGGCAAUACAAGCCAGCCCAAAAUACGCAGCUGGACAGCAGUGUUGCUAUGAUAGCACGGGGGCCCAAGUCCUGACGUCGGAUUCCAUCGGGGGAAGCACCCCAGACAGGGGGCACGACUGGGGAUCCCCCCCAUUCCGGAAACCUCCCAGAAUUCCCGGAGCCUCCCACUGGGUUUACGACGUCCUCAGCUUUUACUACUGCUGCCUGUGGUCGGACAACUGCCACUACUAUUUCACGCACAGGCCCUCCAGUGACUGCAGGACAUACCAGCCCCCGAAAGCAGGUGCAGUGUUUGGAGAUCCCCACCUAAUCACGUUUGAUGGCACAAGAUACACCUUCAAUGGAAAGGGGGAGUAUUCAUUAGUCAUUUCCAAUGCAAAGCAUUUUGUCAUUCAGGGAAGAACAGAACAGCUGACCGACCAACAGAGUGGGUCAGGAACAUUGGUCAAUGCCACAAAGCUGUCAUCUGUUGCCAUGAAAGAAGGGGAGUCUGAUGUCAUCGAGGUGCGACUUGACCCGCUGAAAGACAGUCUGCAGGUCCUCCAGAACCAAAUGCCCCUCUCCUUCACAGAACAAACCUGGAUGGACCUCAAGGGUGUCUUUGUAUUCUCCCCGAUACCUCACAAUGUGACUGUCAUGUUCCCGUCUGGGGCGGGAGUGGAGAUGCGGAGAAGGGAAGGGACUAUGGCAGCCACAGUUUUACUCCCCAAGGAGUUCACAAACUCAACCCAAGGGCUGCUCGGAAAGAUGAACAAUGAUCCAAAGGAUGAUCUAGUGUCCAGUACUGGUGAAACUGUGGCAGACGCAAGCAGUCCAGAGCAAGUGUACAGCUUUGGAGCAAGCUGGGCGAUCCUAAAUGAGUCAUCCCUCUUUACCUAUGACUCAAAGUACCUGCUGGACUCAUACCUGUUUGUUCCCAAGCACGAUUCGAAUUUCUCUCCGACAUUCACCAUCCCUGACAAUCCAGAUGACCCGUUACUGAACGAGGCCUCUAAGCUGUGCGCUGGUGACGGCGCUGAGUUCUGCAGAUAUGACACGCUGGUGACACGCAGUAUUCAAGUGGGAAAUGCCACCCGUGUCUCCUUCAGUAGUCAUGCCACUAUAGCUGAGGACCUUAAGACAGUGAUCUCCUGUGGCUGGAUUGCUCCACCAAGUAAUGGUACGAAGGAAGGCACAACAUAUCUACAGGGAUUCACAGUGAAGUUCUCUUGCAAUAGCGGCUAUGUCCUGCAGGGGUCAAAAGAGCGCACGUGUCAAAGCAAUGGACAGUGGUCAGGGGAGCUCACAGAGUGCACGGACACCAUCUCAGUUGCAGACAACACCCUCGGCAUUGUUCUUGGCUCUGUCAUUGGCGCUCUUGCCCUUAUAACCAUAUUGACCACAAUAAUUCUCCAUAACAGGAAACACAAGAGAGCAACACAAAAACAAGAUGAAGAUCCAUCUCUCUGAACCCAGUAUAAGCAUGAUGUACCGCACGAUGACACUGACAUUCCAGAUCAUAACUGCCUUUGAUACGUUUCAAAUGUGUGUGUAUCAGAUCAGAAUCUGACCAAACACAGUAUACUUUCUGGAUAUACAUCAGAGCCAAUUAUUUCUUUUUUUAUUUUACAUUCCUAAUGUUCAUAAUAGACACGACUUUGUUGUAUAGAGUAUGAAAAGCAAUGUGAAUAUGUGAGAAAACUAAUUAAUAGAUUUUUGGUAUUUUUGUCUUUUCCGUCCUUUGGUAUUUUUGUCUUCUGCAAAUAAUUGCAUUAAAACCAUCUGAUCCGAAUACAUCUGAGACCA
Alosa sapidissima (American shad) is the source of this 2891-nucleotide messenger RNA. Its product is annotated as sushi domain-containing protein 2-like. The record is from RefSeq and is a predicted model, not a curated record. The transcript is spliced from 15 exons. NCBI's taxonomy places the organism in Eukaryota, Metazoa, Chordata, Actinopteri, Clupeiformes, Clupeidae. The coding region runs from base 75 to 2555 and encodes 826 amino acids.